Molecule: messenger RNA, 1670 nt
Organism: Pseudo-nitzschia multistriata
Lineage: Eukaryota; Bacillariophyta; Bacillariophyceae; Bacillariales; Bacillariaceae
Source: the annotation of a GenBank genome assembly
CUAUUGCUCCAGAACAAAUCCAACAUCAGUUGGUUCGAGUACGACUAAAACAAACAACCUGUAACAAAUAAUUUCUAUUCCAACGGCGUUGUAUAUUCGAAGUGACCAUGAUGCGUGGAGUGGAACGAAAGACYGCCAACCGCAAAAUCGAAGCCGAACGCGAGGAAGAAGUGGUGGUGGAAGUCAAGGUCGCACACCACGUCGAAGAAACAAAACUGCCACCAACGGAAAGCGAACCUGCGGACCCCAUCGCCCCUCAAUCCAUAGGAUACGGCAGCGCAAAUGAUGUCGAUUUGAAUUACAGCGAUGACUCUUACGACGUGUUCGAUCCCAAGACACCUGAGAACGGCACGAGUGCCGGUUAUGACUACCAAGGUUUCAACAGCAACAUAAACAAUACUACCAGCUUGCUCAUGGGAAGCAACAGCACAAAUGGGGGCAACAUCCCCGAAUACGACUAUAGCCUGAGCGACAUGGUGUGGACCUUUCUCUGCCCCGUAUUUCUGUUGAUCGCAUGCAGCCUGGUCCAGCGAAGGAACGUCCCGUCCAGCGAAUACCAUCGCGGCGCGAUGUUCCGGCGGCAAGCGGAACGCGUCUGGGCAAUCCAGGCGGCCAAGGCCGAACGCGUUGCCAUUCCCGUGGACACUAGGAAGCACCAGAUCCGAGAGGGGCUUCGGACGAUGAGGGUUGUUUCGAAAUGCCCCGAAACCGGGCAUUGCAUCCUGUCCCCGGAAGAAACAGAGGAACCAGAGGAGGCGAGCGAAGAACACAACGAAGACGAGUCGACCACCACCAUGGCCGAUGCGGAAAGCACAAGCAAUUCCCUCGAUGCUCCGGAUGCGUCGAAAGAAAUCGAGGCACCGUCGAGCGAGUUGCCGACCACCAACGCAGCGAGUAUUCCUUCGACUGUGUCUUCCGGGACACCUUCCAAGAAACAAAACAGCGGUAAAAAAUGCCCCGAAUCACCGGGAACGGCUGAACGACGACCUCUGCUUUCCUCCAACAGCGAGGACUCGGAAGAUAGCACCAAUUACUCUCCUGUCGCUUCGAGCAGCAUCCAUGCGGCGCAAGAAGAACCGCCGGCACAACAGCAACCACCAUCAAGCAGCCUUUGCUAUGAUUUCGAAGACGACGAAGACGUGUGCCCGAUAUGCCUGGACAACUUCGAGGUGGGAGACAUGGUGAUGUGGUCUCGGAACGCCGGCAAGCAUUCUUGUUCCCACGUCUUUCACGAAGAGUGCUUGUUGCAGUGGUUACUCGAGCAGCGAGAAAACGAAUGCCCCACCUGCCGGGCUUGCUUCAUYGAAAUGGACGACAAAACAGAAGAGAACGAAAACGAUGAGUCUACCGCGCCGUCAACCGGUGGCGAGGCUUCCCAACCCGGUGCCAACAACGAUGGUGACAUCGAGGAAGGGAUCGUGAGCGGAAACGAAACGAACCUUGAUAACGAGAGCGACAACGAGAGCGACAACGAGAAUGACGAGAAGAUGGCAUCAUCGGACGGCGAGAACAGCGAAGACUCCUCGUCGGAGCUGGAAGAAGAUCCGGAAGAAGGAAACUGUACCUUCAUGAUUGUGAAAGGAUCCGUCCAACGCGUACUAUUGCGCUUAUGACGUAUGCAUGGCGGCCUAGCCAAACCUGCACAAAUAUAACAAACAAGGCUAAAUUUU